Messenger RNA from Hydra vulgaris (swiftwater hydra), 2754 nucleotides. The record is from RefSeq and is a predicted model, not a curated record. Lineage: Eukaryota; Metazoa; Cnidaria; Hydrozoa; Anthoathecata; Hydridae.
CUAUUGUUUUAAUGACCAAUAAUAAAUGUGAUUAUGUAAUAAAUUCUCUUUAAAGAUUUCAUCUUUUUCAUUUUGCAUUAAAAAAAAGUUGAGCUUACAAGUGUGCUAGCUUUUAAUAUUAAAACAUUGUAAAUUUUGGAUAGUUCAAAAACUGCAAUUUGUUCAAAAGUUUAAUCAAUAAGGAACUAAUUUAAUGUUGUGUUUUUGGUUUAUUAUUGUAACUUUAGUAACUGGUGUCACCUAAGUAUUGGUUUUACAGGCUAGAUCCAGGCUUACUUCACAAUAUAUUUAUUUUAAAGAAAGAAGUAAAUCAAAUUGCUUUUAAGUGCCAUUAUAAGGUUUUUAAAAACAUCGCAUUUUGAGUAUAAAUGGAUGAAGUCCUACGAAAUCCAGUAUUUCAAAUUAAGUUGUCUAAACUACUUAGUCAGGAUUGGUUUGAAGUUGGUAUUUACUUAAAUAUUGAAGAGCGUAGUUUAUAUUCAAUUAGGAGCGAUUCUAUAAGUUUUGCAAACCAAGAAUGCAAAGCAUACGAAAUGUUAAAAAAAUGGUUUAAUUUUGAUGAAAAACCGACAUUUGAAAAGUUAAAACUUGCCAUUUUAAAUAUUCCGAAAAUAGAUUUAUUGAAGGAGGUGGAGGAUCUUGCAAGUGGGUUUUUCACUAUGUCUUCAUAUUUAUCAGAAGGUGCUUCGAAAACAGAUUUGUCAAGAAUGUCUGCUGAACUUAAACAAUUUUAUCUUAAAUAUUGUGGGAAAAUUAGUGAACUUCAACCACUAUUAAAAGCACCUGCAAAUGUUGAUCUUAUGAAUAAAUUCGUUGAUCUAUGUAUUGUUGAUGCAGCAAAACCACAAAUGGAUGCUGUUUUUAGUGUUGAACGAAAAGAAUUUCUUGAAAAGCAAAUGCGUUAUACACCAAUUCCAUAUAGUGAACUAUUUAUGAACGAAAAAUCUGUAAUAUUAGUAUCUGGAAUUGCUGGUAUUGGGAAAACAUGGUUGCUUAGAAAAUGUUUGCUUGAUUGGUCAAAUGAUUUAAUUUGGAAAAAUGUUGAACUUGUUUUUUAUUUAGAAUGCAGGAGGAUUAAUCAAUAUGAAAAUAUUUUUAGUAUAAAUGAUUUACUAAGCGUUUUCUACAAAGAUAUUAUAAGUAACUUAAAUAUUAGUAUUACCACUGCACUGUUUCUAAUUGAUGGGUUAGAUGAGUUUAAAUAUUUCAAUGAGUUAUCAAAUCCAAAUUUAAAAUGUAAAUAUCCAAUUGUUAAUGUUUUAGCAGAAAUUCAAAACUAUAAACAUUUAGUUGCUGGUAGAGUUUAUGCAAUUGAUCAAUACCAAAGUAUUUAUACAGAUCAUAGUGAUAAGUUAACCAUUCAAAUAAUGGGGUUUAACAAAAAUGGAAUAGCGAAUUAUGUAGAAAAUCAUGUAAAGGAAGAAAAAAAAGGAAUUGUAAAAGCAACUUUAAAGGAAUCUCCAAUUGCAAAAGCUAUGGCAUCUGUUCCUUUUUAUUUAUCUUCUAUGUGUAAAAUUAUAAGUGAUUCAAAAGAAAUAAGUACAAUAUCUUUCUUAACAAUGACAGAUUUGUAUGCAAACAUUUUUUUAUACUUUUUACAAAAACACAUCAUUAAAAACAAUGAAAUGAUUUAUCAGAUAAUGGAAAACGAUUCUAAUAAAACAUAUAUUUUAAAUAUUUGUAAAAUUGCAUAUGAAUUGUUUGUUGUAAAUAAAAUAAUUUUUUCAAAAGAAGAACUUCAAACUUUUAUUGGUGAUUUUGAUAAAAAUGAAAAUUUUUUUGGAUUUAUAGAAAGGUUUGAAACGAAUCUGGGAUGUUAUUAUCAGUUUGCACAUUUGACAAUAAUGGAAUUUUGUGCAUCUGUAUAUGCUUAUAAUUGUUUAAGUAGUGAUGAAAUCAUGACCAAUGAAAAGUUGAAGAGUUGUUUAUCGAUGAUUUGUGGAUUAUCUAAUGCUAGUCAAAAUAGUUUAUUAAAGUUUCUUGUUAAUCUGAAUCCUUCAAAAAGUCCCUAUAAAAAGUUUAUUCAAUUUAUAAUGAAUCUAUUCAAGAAUCCUUCAAUAAAGUCCAAUGAAAAAUCUAUCUUUUUGUAUUCUAUUUUGGAUCGUCUAAGUAAAAGUAUUAUUUUUAUUUCUUCUGUUGAUUUCUACGAAUGUUUUUACGAAAGUCAAUCGUCAUUCACUGAUGAAAUAAAAUCAAUUGUUGAUAAACAAAAUAAACAAAGGUUUGGUGGUUGGAAGAUUUCGAUUCACGAUGGAAAAACUUCUUACGCAACUUCUUGCGAUAAUUAUUUCGUAAAUUAUUACAUAAAAUCUGGAAGAAAGUUAGAGUGGUUACGUGUUCAUAAAAAUAUUUUAAGUGAUGAAGAAAAAAAUCUUUUAAUUCGAUGUUCAACUAAUGUUCGCAAUGUCUGCUUUUUUCGUCCAAUUAAUUUCGAAGGAUGGAAACCGAAAGAUAAGAUUGAAUGGUUGAUGAUAUGGAUCUCAGAUUAUUUAAUAACAAAAAAAGAUUUUGAAGAAAACUUUUUUCCUUGGAUUAAUCUUUGUGAAAAAUAUUUAAUUCUUCAACUUCACGACGACAUUGAUUUCCUUAAAGACAUUUGUGAAUUGAUUCGUUGUUCGAACAUCAAGAAGUUUGAGAUCGAGUACCGUGGAAAAUAUUUUCGUAACCUCGAUGAAUUAACUUUAUAACGCGGGAAAAUGUUUAAUAUUUUAAAUAUAUAAAAUAAAAACAAUAAUUAUAAAAUAAUAAAUGAAA